Molecule: messenger RNA, 2115 nt
Organism: Cryptomeria japonica (Japanese cedar)
Lineage: Eukaryota; Viridiplantae; Streptophyta; Pinopsida; Cupressales; Cupressaceae
Product: DNA-directed RNA polymerase I subunit rpa43
Exons: 9
Coding region: 507-1463 (318 amino acids)
Biological process (GO): DNA-templated transcription initiation
Cellular component (GO): RNA polymerase I complex
Source: RefSeq, a predicted model, not a curated record
UUUAAAAGACGCGUGAACUUAAGUUGUGAAGGACUCAAAAUUGAAAACGUUUAUGCAGAGAUCAAAAUACACUUCGAUCGUUUUAUGUGCAUUCUGAUGCCUAAUGUCUAAAAUGAGACUAGGGCAGAGCUUUGGAGAAACUGUCGUCCAUUUUAUGUAAACUAAGUAUUCCAAAUGAUGAAAUGCCCUGGCUUAAUCUGGGACAUUGUUUAGAAGAAAAGCUUCAUAAAUACAACUGCGUGCUUUAAGGCACUUCCAACUCUAACUUCUCUUUGUACUGGAGCUUAAAGGAGUCUCAAACGCUUUCUUGCAUUUGCUUCUAAAACUUUGUUCAAUUUAGAACCUCGGUCACCGGGGAGGUUCACUUAGCGCCCAGUACAACUCAUCACCCCCAGAAUGCGAUGCCACAAUGGCUGCAUCGAGAAUGGGUGCGAUAGCGCCCACCUGCAACCUCAUCAUUUGUAGCCAGUGUAGCUGCUGCAUGCAGAUCAUCUACGGGGAGAGAAAUGGACGGCUUAACUGUGGCAAAAUCCAUGCUCUCAGCUUAUCUGCAUCCUUCUCGAACGGAUGAUGUGCAACAGGGGGUCCUUCAGCUUCUUAACUCCCUCCUUUUGAGGUAUAAUGAGGAGUUUGAUGGGGUGGUGUUGGCUUAUUAUGAUAUUAAGAUCUGCAAUUGGACUGCAAAGAUCCUCUCUGGAUUCUCUCCCUAUCUCAACUUGAAAUUAAAAGCAAAAUUGUUGCUUUUUUCUCCCAAGCCUGGAAUGGUUCUUGAAGGCAAGGUGAAUAAGGUUGAAAAGGAUUAUAUUGGGGUGAUUUUACUGGGAAUCUUCAAUGCAGCGGUUGCAUUUGAAGAUAUACCUGAAGAAUUUUGCUAUCAAGAUAAUGUUGUUGGCAUUCCUUUAUGGGCGAGCACCUCCAGUGGCCAUGUCAUAACACUUGGGAGCACGAUUAAAUUUGUUGUGAAAAGUGUGCAAGAGGAAUCAUUCCUGGAUAUCAGUGGGUCUUUGAAGCCUCCAAACACUGGCUGUGUCAACUGGCUAUUAUCAUUGUCAGAGAAGGGUUCAACAGUUUUGGAGGCAGAGAGGAAAAUUCACAAGGAAGACAGGAAAAGAGAAAUAAGAACAGAAAACAGUGAUCCCAAAGUCAACGAUGGUCACAGAGUACAUAGAGAGUUUUCUGCAGAUCAUUCUCAUGAAAGAGAACACAAGCAUACAUCAAAAAGAAAAAGGAAUAAUACAGAUGCUGAAGUCAAAGAUGUUGGUACAGUUAGUGAAGACUUUCCGGCCAAUCAAUUUCAUGAAAGAGACUACAAACACAAAUUAAAAAGAAAAAGAAAUGAUACAGAUUCUGAAAUAAAAGAUGGUGGCACAGGUAGUAUAGAGUUUCCUGCAGAUAAUUUUCUUGAAACAAAAUACAAUCACAAAUCAAAAAGGAAAAAAAAUGAUAUAGAUGCAGAUUUGUAAAUUGUAUUUCAAAAAAGUUUCACAAGAAAAUCCUUGUAAAGGUUUUUUUUCCUGAUCAAAGAGAUUUUCUAAGAAAGAUCAUUUCAAAUGAGCCUAAAUUUUUGACAGUCAAUCAAAUUCUUAUCACAACCCUCGGAUCCUACCAAAUUGAUUUGCCCUGCAAACCACCAUUUUUAACAACUUUGUUCAAAAUCCACUUAUGAGAUAUUGGUAUAAGGAUAAAUAAAAGAAUUUCCCCAUGGAUCUACCGAGGCUUUUAACUGAGAUUUUAUCAAAUAUUAAUACUUACUCUGGCUACAAGGAAGGCUUGUGAUGCAUGUUCUGGAAUGGGUACCCAUGUAAGAAAGGCCGCCAAGAGAGAGAUCAGGAAUUAAGUUUGACACUAGUAAUAGAAUCAGCCGUGGAGUUUUAUAUUAGCUGUUUUAUAUUCAGUGUAUCGGGAACUGUGUUAUUUUCUAUUCUCCUCCAACCCCCCAACCUCAUUCCCCGGCAUAUAUCUACAGCGUUAUCCUGUUAAAGCUCAGUACCUCAAAGUACAAUAAGAAUAUUAUUUUAUUCUCCAUAUCUAUUUGAUGAGCAUUGUAUGGUUUAAUUUUUCCAGAUUUGGGUAUUACAAUUUGAAAACAAACAAACCAUAUUAUUAACUAUUCAA